GCCCCGCGCGGGAGGCGUGGCUGCAAUUUAAGGGCAGCGGUAACGCCGAAUUCAGUUCGGAGGUAGAGCUGGACGCGAUGGCCUCGUGGGCUGAGCGGCUGACGGGCGUGCGGGGGGUGCUGCUUGACAUCUCCGGCGUGCUGUGUGACAGCAGCCCAGGGGGCGCAACCGCUAUUGCAGGCUCUGUGGAGGCGGUGGCGAGACUGAAACAGUCCCCGCUGAAAGUGAGAUUCUGUACCAAUGAGUCCCAGAAAUCCGUGAGACUGCUGGUGGGGGUGCUUCAGCAGCUGGGGUUUGACAUCUCAGAAGGGGAGGUGACUGCCCCUGCACCAGCCACCUGCCAGAUCCUGAAGGAGCGAGGCCUGCGACCACACUUGCUUAUCCAUGAAGGAGUCCGCUCAGAAUUUGAUGGCAUUGAUAUGUCCAACCCAAACUGUGUGGUGAUUGCAGAUGCUGGGGAAGCCUUUUCCUAUCAGAACAUGAACAGAGCCUUCCAAGUGCUAAUGGAGCUGGAAAACCCUGUGCUUAUAUCCCUGGGAAAAGGACGCUAUUACAAGGAGACCUCUGGCCUGAUGCUGGAUGUUGGAGGUUACAUGAAGGCGCUUGAGUAUGCCUGUGGUAUCAAGGCUGAAGUGGUGGGGAAACCCUCCCCUGAGUUCUUCAAGUCUGCUCUACAAGCCAUAGGAGUAGAAGCCCACCAGGCCAUCAUGAUUGGCGAUGACAUCGUGGGUGACGUUGACGGCGCCCAGAAGUGCGGAAUGAGAGCUCUGCAGGUGCGGACCGGGAAGUUCAGGCCUGGUGAUGAGCAUCAUCCGGAAGUGAAGGCAGAUGGGUACAUGGACAACCUUGCCGAGGCUGUGGACCUGCUGCUGAAGCACAUGGACAAGUGACUGUCUUCAGAGAUAGUGGACAAGGGUACCCCCUGCCCCUCAUACUCUAUCACUGCGCCCUCUCCCCACAUACUUCCAGGCCCCAGGCUACCCAAGGCUUUGCUAUCCAUGCCCUCUUCCCACUGCCAGCCUGGACAGAUGCUGGAAGUCUUGUCCCUGGGCCAGAGCCAGCCAUCCCCUUCCUCAGCCUCCCCCUACUGACUCCCUGUCAACAUUCCUCCCUCCCUAGCAUCUGGGCAGAGGUUUGUUCCCCUCUCUGGCCCAUGCCAUGUUUCCCAUCAUGACAUCCAGGAAGGUGGAAGACACCUGUCAGGCCUCCAGAAAAUGAAACGCUCUGGCUGGAAGGUCCCUCUGAGACUAAGUCCCUGAACUCCUUUAGUCACCUUUGGCACUCGGUCCUAUAAUUGACCAUCCAGUUGGAUGAGAUGCACUGCCUCCUCAUUGAACUCUCUGAUGAGAGGAGCCUACAGAAACCCAGAGCUGAGCCAGCCUGCCCAACACCCACAGCCUGAUCUGGCCCCAGUCAGAGCGACUUAUCAGCACUCUGCUCCCUACUCCUGUCCUAGGAAACAAUGCCAGCCCACUGUUCUUCAUGUCCCCAUGAGUUACACAGACACAGGCUGGAGCAACUCUCAGGAAACUGAAGACUAUCCUCUCCAGAGAGGAAAUGUCCACCUCUACAGUCAAGGCUGAAGGCACAGAAAGCACCUUAGAGUUGGGAUGGAUAGACUUAAAUCUUCUGUUUCCAGUUCGCAGAAUGAGCUAAUGACUCAAUAAACUUGGCCUCAACAGCCCCACUU
This is a messenger RNA of Mastomys coucha (southern multimammate mouse), 1690 nucleotides long. RefSeq names its product phospholysine phosphohistidine inorganic pyrophosphate phosphatase (gene Lhpp). Gene Ontology annotation, molecular function: inorganic diphosphate phosphatase activity; phosphatase activity. NCBI's taxonomy places the organism in Eukaryota, Metazoa, Chordata, Mammalia, Rodentia, Muridae. The record is from RefSeq and is a predicted model, not a curated record. Gene Ontology annotation, biological process: dephosphorylation. The transcript is spliced from 7 exons. Bases 78 to 890 code for a protein of 270 amino acids. Gene Ontology annotation, cellular component: cytosol.